AGCAAUAUCCACUCUACUUACUCAAUGCCCCUGUUUUGUGAUUCCAUUCUCCUGCUGUCUGCUAGGCAGGGAGCAGAAGUUGCAGGACCUGGAGCUGCCUUUGAGGUGCAGGGCACGUACAGCACAAGCUUCCCUGUACUACCUGGUCAACAUGCCUCUGCUCUCCUGGAAUGACCACCUCUAGGGAUACAUCUACAUCAGCGCUAAUCCCAACAUUUGUCUACCACUGUUGCAGCUCCAUCAGUCAUAGCAUUGGUGGAACUGCUAGGGAAUGUAGGAGUGCAGGUGUUUUCACCAUCAGGUCACACUCUGAACACAGUUUGACAAAUAAAAUAAAAGUGAUAAAUAAAAGCUCAUGCAUGCUCUGUUUUAGUGCUUACACCACUGGCAACUCUGGAAAGUACACCACUGGUUGACCAAUAGUGCAGAAAAGCUAGUGUAGACGAGGCCCAGGGGCAGAAACGUCUCCAUGGCCCAUUCAAUCCUUGGUCUCUCUGCUGAGGCUUUCAGUAAAUUCUAACUGUGUUUGUGAUAUAGGUGUCUCUGCACUGUUAUCCAAGAAAAUACUCUCUCUAUUUGUAUUUUGAUAAACUGCCCUCUCCUAAUAUAAUUUAACAGUCCAAUUCCUGGAGGGGCAGUAUGAUAAAUUUUAAACCACCCUGUUUCCCAGAUCUCAUUCAGCAACACAAUCUACACACAGCUACCCGGAAUGCUCACAAGACAGCCUAUAAUUCAUUACUACUGUAUGGCUCAGAGAGGCAAGGUUGAUAGGUUUCUUUGGCUCUCAAAGACUCAGCAAUAUUAAUUAAAGUCAACCGAGAAUUUUAUGCAGUAGAGAAAGAAAGCGGAGGGGAUGACAGGAAGCAGUAAAUAAACAGAGGCCAAAACAGCUGAAGGAAGCUUAUAAGGUCAUCAGCUACACUAGAGUGGUCACCAGCCACGCUGCAAGGGAUGGGAUAUGUCAAAGGAAGGGAAGGUUAGCUGCAACUAUUAUGAGAUGGGAGGGACUGAGGGAGCUGCUAUUUUUUAAUGGAAUGACAGAUGGUUUGGUGGUUAAGACACAGAAAAUCUGCCGCAGAUUUCCUUUGUGACAUCAGGCAAGUCAUGUAGGUGUUUGAGAUCACCAGCUGGAGUUAGGGCAUGAAUUGACACAAUUAGAUUCAUUAUGCACUGGAGGUGGAAGUACCUCUGAAGUAGCUGAUACUGGGACUCAUCAAUGUCAAACUGAGGAUAUCAGAGUAGGUGGAGCAUGUCUGUUCUUAUAUGCAAAUUCCUGUGUUCCUUCUCUUUCCUAAAGUAAGCAGAGAUGGGCAAUUUUGUAAAGGCUCCAUAUCUAUGGUCAGUUUUGUUUUCUAUCUGCAAUUCCAACAUUUAUUUCAAGACUAGAAAUUUAGAGAGGAGAGAGAAAAGGAAUGAAGGACGAAAAAUGGCUUUCAAUUCGUUAUGCAAAGACGACUUACUGCGCCCCAGGAUACGAAGCGCUUUGAGCCUGACCCCCAGAAGCCAGAGCAGUUACCAAACGCCACCUCUGACAGAGCUUCAACGCCUGCUGUGGACACAUAAACCUUCCACUGGCCACGUGAAUGAAGUCUGGCCAAACCUCUACGUGGGAGACUUAUAUACAGCUCGGGACAAAGAGCAGCUGCGCCGAAUGGGUAUCACUCACAUUGUGAAUGCUGCUGCUGGCAGAUUUCACAUUGACACUGGAGCUAAAUUCUACCGAGACCUGCCUGUAGAUUAUUAUGGAAUAGAAGCUGAUGAUGAUCCAAAUUUUGAUCUCAGCAUUUACUUCUAUCAAGCUGCCAGAUAUAUAAGAGCAGCGCUGAAUUCUCCAAGAGGCAGAGUAUUAGUUCACUGUGCAAUGGGGAUCAGCCGAUCAGCAACGCUUGUACUUGCUUUCUUAAUGAUCUGUGAAAACAAGACCCUUGUUGAUGCAAUUCAGGCUGUGUGUAAACAUCGAGGGGUCUGUCCCAACUCUGGCUUCCUCAAGCAGCUUCAGGAACUAGACAUGCGAUUAGCGAGGGAGAAAGGAAGAGGAAUAGAUCCCCUCAGACUUUAGAUGGGGGGACAUCUUCUGAUUAUAGACCAAGAGAUACAGGUUGCCUCCAGGAAGAUUAUACUUCUGGCAAGACAGAUGAACCCGGACUAUGCUGUAGUUGCCUGGAGAAAUCCAUAUGGAGCAAGCAGGGAGAGUUUGAGAGUUUGAAAUUUCACCUCCUGCAGAAAUACAAGCCAGAUCCUCAGCUGGCGCCUGUCAAUGUCGUUCCACUGGACUUAUGCCAAUUCAUACCAGCUGACCAUCUGGCCCCUUCAUUGGAUCCCCUCCCUCCCCAGCAAGCCUUAGUGGACUCGUUGGAACCCCAACAAGCCCUUGUAGGUUAGUUGGGGUCCCUCACAACUACCCCACACUCUCAGACCCUUAUAAUGAUCAACAGAUAUGUGAGGUCCCAGGGACACGCUGGAAGCUGAUGCUCAGCUGUGAAAUCACUAACACAACACAGUUAGAGCCCACAGCCACGUUCUGAGCACUGCUAUUUUAUAUAGAAACAAUCAUAGCUUCCAUUUCCAUUGGCUUUUAAUCCCAGUGUCUCAAAAUACUUGGCAAAUAAUUGGUUCAAGCCUCACAACCCCUCAGUGAGGUAGGUAAUUAAUGUUAGCCCCAUUUUACAUAUGGGGAAAUUGAGGCCCAAAGAUGUUAAGCAAACUGCCCCACUGAUGCACUGCAAAUCUAUAACUAUGCCAGGAGAGGAAUCCAGAUUACUUGGCGUAUAGAGCCAUGUUCUAUUCAGAUUCCCCAUCUUUCCCUUUGAAAAAGGAACGCUAACCUCAUGUCAGAGCAAAAUCGAACAAUGCACCUACCAAAUCCAAUGCAGCAGCUCUGUAUUCAGAUUUCCCUUUUACGUCCAAUUGACCACAUUCUAUCUCAUAAACAACUGGAAGGAGAUAUUUACUUCGAUGCAAUUACAGCCCCAUGCAGCGCAUUGGCAAAUGCAAAUAAUAUAGAAUUUCCACUCGACGGCAGAUUAAUUUGGUGUGAUGUUUUCCCUCGAGAGUUCUUAAAGGCUUGCACUAGUGAAAGUGUCAUGCAGCUUGUAUUUUUAGUACUGUGGAUUCUGAGCAGGAAUAGAGGGCUGUAUACACUCACCCAGAACUGCUGGGUUUUUAAACCACCAUGCAGUAACGUUUUUACUGAGCGCAGCACCCUUCCUGUGUGUGUCUCAGAGUAAUAUGAAAACGAGACUUCCCUGCAGAGCUGGUGGCUAAAUUCAGGUGAUGUUUUCUUUUUCAUAAGCACUAGUAAGCCCUUGCCACUGAUGCUAAUUAUUUGUAUCCUCAAAGGAGUCAGGUGAUAGCAAGGUUGAUUUAGUCUCCACUGUUAAGAUAGGACAGCUGGAAGAGGAUUGAUCCAUUGGGGAAUGGAGAAAGUGGCUGGGAGGGAGGUCACAGUUAAUGAUGGGGAGAAGGGGGGAGAAAAUCACUGUUGUAUUACAACUUUUCAAGGAAAAGCUCUAGGGAUCAUUUUAGGGAUGUUUGGUAACCUGUGUUGUACAGGAGGUCAGGCUAGAGGAUCACAGUGUUCCCUUCUAGCCUGGGAAUCUAUGACUCUAAGGUCUAAGUGGCCCGCUUAUUGGCAGUCUCAGCAAAGAGGCCAAGCAUUUCAACAAGCAUGGAAGCUGAACUACUCUCUCACUGUUGGAGGUGGUCCCCCUCCAUGUCAGGGGCAGGGCGUAUUGAUGGGGCAGUGUGGGGAAUCUUGUGUUGUCACUGCCCGGCCUGUACCUGUUUUGUGGAUAGAAGCCUUCACUCUCCACAGCUGUCAACCUGACACCUUUCCUGAGCACCGGACUCACUUUAACUCGGUCUGUACGGUACGGUAGGGCAUUUCUGGGCAAUCCUAGCAGAGUGCAGGUGAUGUUAGAAAGGCACAAGUCCAAAGGCUCAAUGCAUUUAUCCAGUCCAGAAAUGUCAUAACCCCCAUAAAUUCCAUGCCCCUCCAUGAUUACACAGUGGAAUUAAAACAAAACCGCCAAUGAGCAAAUGUGUUAUUGACAUGUGCCUCGCAUUAUAACAGGGGAACUUGGACUGCGACCCAGUCAGUGCUGUGACAAGGAAACAUGAUCAGAUUCCUCAGCGGGCUCAAAUUCUUAUCCCCAGACAGCUCUCCACCAACAACAGCAGCUCAUGUUCAACAGCACCCAGCAAUGCAACACAAGCAGUAAACCUCACAAUAGCAAUGGCAGGACUCCCAUGACCGCCCCAAGUCACUGCAGGCCCAGCAGCAUUAAUUGAACUAGCUGAUGAGGAUAAUAAUAUGUAACUUCUUCAUGGUGGCGUUGUGAGGCUAAGUUCAUGUGUGCAAAGCACUUUGAGUUGCUGGGAUGAAAGGUGUCACAAAAAGUCCUGCUAGGGCAGGUGUCACCAUACCAUGUAGUCUUUUAGAUUCUCUUUUAGCAUGCAAGCAAGUGUUGACUCACGGGCAGGCGUGUUGUGCUGUUAGCUGUUCUGGUUAUGUACGGAGUUUUUGCAUAGAGGCAGCUUUGGGUGAGAGGGAGCUGUGUGAGCAGCAGGAGACUGAAACUGGGGCUCUGAUUAGAGUCAAUUCCUGAAGCAGAGCAGGCAUUGGAGUUGGGCAAAGAUAUCUGGAAGAAGGGGUUGCCUGUAUGCUGUUUGACCAUCUCAAGUCAGGACCGGUGCACGUGUGUAAAUAAAGCAAGUUACACUCAGACUAUAA
Messenger RNA from Trachemys scripta elegans, 4732 nucleotides. Its product is annotated as dual specificity protein phosphatase 13-like. Bases 1307 to 2059 code for a protein of 250 amino acids. Gene Ontology annotation, biological process: protein dephosphorylation; negative regulation of MAPK cascade. Lineage: Eukaryota; Metazoa; Chordata; Testudines; Emydidae. The transcript has 5 exons. The record is from RefSeq and is a predicted model, not a curated record. Gene Ontology annotation, cellular component: cytoplasm. Gene Ontology annotation, molecular function: protein tyrosine/serine/threonine phosphatase activity; MAP kinase phosphatase activity.